CUCUCUCGCUCUCUCUGACACACACACACACACACUGUCUCUGACACACACACACCAGACAGACAUACACACAAGCUCGCGCGCGCGGUGAGAGCAUGGAGCGUCCGUCGGCGUCUCCAGCACGCGACAAAGCCGGAGAGCUGCGCGCCUAACGGAUUAUUGAGAGAAGCAUGUUUUUGGGUAGUGUGUGUCAGGGUGGCUUGGUGCCAGCUCUGGUUCGAACGCCUCUUUCCCAGGUUCACUCGUCCAUGGGCCUGAAACACUUCCUCCCCAUCUCGCUCGAGGCGAGCCCCGCACUCAACCUGCUGCCCACCUUCAACUCCAUGGACCCGGUUCAGAAAGCAGUCCUACAUCACACAUUUGGCAUCUCUCCUCUGUCUAAAAGGAAACACGUCUCCUGCAAUGUGUGCCAACUGCGAUUUAAUUCACAGAGCCAAGCAGUGUCCCACUACAAAGGCACCAAGCAUGCAAAGAAGCUUAAAUCUUUGGACGUGCCCAAGUGUAAGCAGAAAAGCUCUGCGGUAAUGAGGGAAAGCAGGAAGGAACCCGAGAAAAACCUCUCACCUUCCGCUCCACCAAGCACCACCGAGAGGAAAGAAGCCAUUUCUGAUCCAACACAUCCAGUAGUCCCUCCAUCUCCAGCCAAAUCCAUCUUCAGCAUGGCCUCUGAAGCCGAGUUUACCUCAAUAGAAGAACAAAGUCCAGACACCACUCCUGGAGCAGCCCAGGACCCCGAGGUCGAGAAGGAAUCGGAGGAGGAGAAAGCUUUGCGUCUGCUUUACUGCUCGCUUUGUAAAGUCGCCGUCAACUCGGCAUCCCAGCUAGAAGCUCACAAUACCGGCACCAAGCACAAAACCAUGCUGGAAGCACGGAAUGGUAACGGCUCCAUCAAGUCCUUCCCCAGGCCGGGGGUGAGAAACAAGCUACCGUCACCUAGCAUUACGUCGACAGGUCUGCAGAACAAGACAUUCCACUGUGAAACAUGUGACGUGCAUGUCAACUCAGAGACACAACUCAAACAGCACAUCAGCAGCCGGCGCCAUAAAGACAGAGCAGCUGGAAAACCGGCCAAGCCCAAGUAUAGCCCUUACACCAAGAGCCCAAAAGGACAGACCAAACAACAAAUAGGAAAUACAACAGUGAAGCUGCCUCUGAGUAAGGACAUGGGCCAGCAGCUGACCGCCGCAAUAGUGCCCUCUCACUUGGCCGCUGUCGCUGCUGCCGCCGCCGCCGCCUUUCCACUUCGUGCCAGCCAUAACCCAUCCCUUUUCCAGACUCAAUCUCUCCCCGCAACACUUCUUCGCCCUGCACCUGGGCCUAUUAGGACCAGCCAUGCACCAGUACUGUUCGCUCCCUACUGACCUCUGAACUGUGACUGCAGAUGGAAAAAAGUCUGACACACCAUCUCAGCGCUAAUUCAAUUGUGGUCCAGUCGUGUGGAUUAUUAUUAUUGCCUUUUUCUUUUUCUGUCCAUCGUCACACAAGAAUCCUGUGUGAUACUAUUCCGCAAUAAAUAAAAAGACAAACCAGGUAACUAUGCAUCGAUGCAUCGUCAUCACCAUUUGACACACUGACUCUAAGAUCUUAAAUGGAUUUAAGGAUAUAUUGAUGGGGACAGGGGGUUUCUUUCGGUCUUGGUCAUUGCUUUUGAAAAACGAAUAAAAUAAAAUAAAGUAUGAGAAGACACAGGCGAAAACAUGGGUAAAAUAAGUUCUACUGCUCAGCUGUUUGCACUUUAAGCCCUUCCUCCUGUGAAUGUCUUCAGUGCUUUAGAACGUGGAGUAGAACGUGAUUUAUUCCUUCCUGUGUUUUGUUUUUAUUUGUACGUACGCACAUUUGGUGUCGCGUGAAUGGAAACGUGAAUUACUGCUGAUUUAUUACCUGCUAAGCCAAGUUUGUUUGUGUGUGUGUGUGUGUGUGUGUGUGUGUGUGUGUGUGUGUGUGUGUGGUGGUUGUACAUCCCUUGAAGCUACCCAUGCAAAAAUCUACACAGGUCACAAAGAUGGUAAAGCUUGUCUAUCUCAUUUAAUAAUGUGAAGAAAAAAAAAGAUUUCAAAUAAAAAUCUUACUUUGCUAACA
Molecule: messenger RNA, 2079 nt
Organism: Silurus meridionalis
Lineage: Eukaryota; Metazoa; Chordata; Actinopteri; Siluriformes; Siluridae
Gene: znf385d
Product: zinc finger protein 385D
Exons: 8
Coding region: 171-1361 (396 amino acids)
Cellular component (GO): nucleus
Molecular function (GO): nucleic acid binding; zinc ion binding
Source: RefSeq, a predicted model, not a curated record